GCCCUUUGGGGGAGGCUGCCUCAGCCCUGGGACCUGCUGAGGGCUCCCUGAGACUGAGAGCUGCAGAGGAGCUUGCAGCCCAGACACUGCUCGGAGACUCCAGUCUAUUCUGUCACUUGCUGUCAGGCUGUAUUCUGGGAGAAGGUGGAAGGAAGGAGAGAGACCUGGGAGCAGCAGAGCAAGCUAUCCUGGCAACCGAACCCUUGGAAUUUAGCUCUUCUCAAAGCCUCCCUUCUGGGUCUAUUGAUGCUGGACCAGGAAGGUUUGGAGGAACAGGAGGUGAAGGCUGCCAGGCCUGUGGCUUCAAGUGACAGGCCUCAAUGUACUCGGAGAUCCAGAGGGAGAGGGCAGACAUUGGGGGACUCAUGGCUCGGCCAGAGUAUAGAGAGUGGACUCCAGAGCUCAUCAAACCCAAGAAGCUGCUGAACCCUGUGAAGGCCUCCCGAAGCCACCAGGAGCUACACCGGGAGCUGCUCAUGAACCACAGAAGGGGCCUGGGUGUGGACAGCAAGCCUGAGCUGCAGCGGGUCCUGGAGCACCGUCGCCGGAAUCAGCUGAUCAAGAAGAAGGAGGAGGAGCUGGAAGCCAAGCGGCUUCAGUGCCCCUUCAAGCAGGAGCUGCUGAGAAGGCAGCAGAGACUCAACCAGCUGGAAAACCCACCACAGAGAGAAGAGGACCACGCCCCUGAGUUCAUCAAAGUCCGGGAAAACCUGCGCAGAAUCACCACGGAGGAGAGAGCACUGUAGAGUCCCUCCACUCAGCUCCUGCCACUCACUCUGGCCCAGACCUCCUCCAGCCCUCCUGAACCAGAAGGCCCUGGCACAUGGUGAUGCGAGCAAGGCAGACCUGAGAGGCUGGCUGUCCCUGGGAAGCUGGGGACCUCGCAGCCCAUAGGAAAGUCUCUGUACGGACUUUUCCUUCAGAGCACCUAGCCUCCCCGUGCUAAGAGGCAGUCACUGCCAGGAAAGACUUGCCCAAGGUGCCCUCCCUGAUCCGACUCAGCGAGUAAGCUUCCUUAGCGGAAGUGGGAAAGAGGGCCAAGUGUCCCUCCAUUUUGCCUUAGCUUUCCUAACAAGAAUGUCUUGGAAACCACAGAGCAAAGAAGGGAUCUGUCUGUGGCAAGGAAGGGGUGGGAGGCCACAGCAGGCUGUGGCCAGGUGGGAGAAGUCCUAACCAAGGCAGCUUCGGGCCUUGCAGGCUUGCCUCAUGCUUCAGCCUUUUUCCUCCUCUCCUGCCCUCCCUGAAUUGCUGACCACAUCUCACCUCAGUGCUCCAGCUUCCAGCUUAGAACAGGGCAUUGCCAACUUUACUGUACAUACAAAUCAGAGUCCUGUAAACGGUCCCUGGAAGCUACAGGUCUAACACUCUCCCAGGGGAAAGCCCAGGACACUGGUUUGAGUAGAUAGCUAGGCUGCAGCACCCAGGAGUGGAACAUUUUAGAAAUAUCCAACUCUCUUGGCUCCCUGGCCUGGAGGUCCCCAGUGCCAUCUCUAAAGCCCCCAAAAUUCUUCACUCACUAUCCAUACCGCGCGCGCGCACACACACACACACACACACACACACACACACACACACACACACACAAAUCACUGGCCUAGAAAACUCUAGCCUAGCAAAUCCAAAUGUUCUUGUGAUUGUAACUGCCAAUCUUUGGUCUUUACUGGUGUAACCACAAUACAAUUCUAGCCAAAAUAUAAAAUUAAAAAAAAAAAAAAACAGCUUUUUGGAAAA
Peromyscus maniculatus bairdii (prairie deer mouse) is the source of this 1731-nucleotide messenger RNA. RefSeq names its product family with sequence similarity 107 member A (gene Fam107a). Gene Ontology annotation, biological process: regulation of actin cytoskeleton organization; actin filament bundle assembly; actin filament polymerization. The record is from RefSeq and is a predicted model, not a curated record. Gene Ontology annotation, cellular component: synapse; neuron projection; stress fiber. Lineage: Eukaryota; Metazoa; Chordata; Mammalia; Rodentia; Cricetidae.